Molecule: messenger RNA, 312 nt
Organism: Funneliformis mosseae
Lineage: Eukaryota; Fungi; Glomeromycota; Glomeromycetes; Glomerales; Glomeraceae
Source: the annotation of a GenBank genome assembly
AUGGUGGGAGAAGUAUUUGCUCUCAACAAAACAGACGGCACACAGGUAUGGAAUGCCAGGCUCUCGGAUGUAGGAAACGUCGCGAAUUUGACUGAUGGAGCAGAGGUUUGGAGAAACCCGUUAUCGGGAAUGAGAUACACCGAAAUAUCAGUACUCGUCGCCAACACCAGUUCAUCUAAAGGUUCUAUCGUUUUAGUUGCUUCUGUUGGAAAAUUAGGAUCAGAAUUAGAUCCUGAUGUUGUACUGGUUGGAUGUGGAAAACGAAUAUACAAUAUCAAUUUACUUGAUGGACAAACGAUUUGGAAUCAAUAA